UUUCAACAUAUCUGUAAAUGUUGGUAUUCCAUUGAAGCACCUUUUUUAGCAAAACAAAACAUAUUUAGCUUAAACUUAAAUUAAUCAAGAUAACGAAGUCAUGUCAGAAGCUCUUGUAAUUGAUGGUAGUUACCUGGAAGGUGGGGGGCAGAUACUGCGGAAUGCACUUAGUUUGAGUUGCAUUCUUCGCCGGCCUAUCAAAGUUACAAACAUACGUGCCAAUCGUCCUAAUCCAGGGCUUUCCAAUCAGCAUUUAUUUGGUUUGAAUCUUCUGCAAAAUAUAACCGGAGCCCGCGUUAAGGGCAAUCACAUCAAAUCGACUGAGGUGGAGUUUUAUCCAGGUGACAUUACCUCUGGGCGAUAUACUGUGGACACACGAACCGCUGCGAGUGUUGCGUUAGUGCUGCAAGCGGCUCUGCCUGUAUUAAUAUUUGGAAGCAGCAAGUCAGAAUUGGAUCUAAUAGGAGGAACAAAUGUGGGUAUGGCACCACAAGUGGAUAGUAUGACAGAAGUUUUACGUCCAAAUUUGGAAUUAUUUGGAAUAUCCUUUGAUUUUGAUUUAUUCAAACGCGGCUAUUAUCCUCGUGGAGGAGGACAUUGUAAAGUACUAGUUCCAGCCGUACGCAGCUUAAAGCCAGUGAACUUAGUUAAUUUCGGUGUUGUAAGUGAAGUGUCUGGUUGGUGUUUCGUGGCAGGCAAGUUGCCAUUGCGUAUAGCGGAGGAUAUGAAGCAGGCUGCGGAACGAGAGUUACAACAAAUAUGUCGAAAUCCACCACAAUUGGAAGCAUACAAAGAAAGCUUAGAAGUUGCACGUGAUAAUGGUUCUGGGGUAAUUUUAAAAGCGGUUACUACUGAAGGAUGUACCGUUGGAUCGUCAGCGUUGGGUGAACGGCAAGUUGAUGGUCGUGUUUUGGGGAAAAGUGCAGCUGAUGAAUUAACAAAAUAUUUGAAGAGCGAAAUUUGUAUAGACAGUCAUGUGCAGGACCAAAUAAUAAUAUUUAUGGCUCUUGCUCAUGGGAUAUCAAGAAUACUCACAACACCUCUCACCCAGCACACUCGUACGGCCAUGCAUGUGGCCAAUCUAAUGACUGGAGCUAAGUUUGACGUUGAGGAAAUCGAUUCAAAUAACCGAGUUAUAUUAUCUUGUCAUGGCAUUGGAUAUGAAAACAAGCAAAUGUAAAUCUAAUUUAUUUAUUUGUGUUAAAUUAUAUAAACGAGACUUAACUUA
Messenger RNA from Bactrocera neohumeralis, 1228 nucleotides. RefSeq names its product RNA 3'-terminal phosphate cyclase (gene Rtca). Bases 101 to 1180 code for a protein of 359 amino acids. Lineage: Eukaryota; Metazoa; Arthropoda; Insecta; Diptera; Tephritidae. The transcript has a single exon. Gene Ontology annotation, biological process: RNA processing. Gene Ontology annotation, molecular function: RNA-3'-phosphate cyclase activity. The record is from RefSeq and is a predicted model, not a curated record. Gene Ontology annotation, cellular component: nucleus.